AUGAAUCGUAAUAUAAAUGAAANUGCUCUCACCAUCAAAGGCUCCUCCGCGGUCAUAAAUUUCCCUGAGCUUGCUUCUCUCUUCCCUCGUCCGGUGUCUUCUUCGCCGCAGGAUAUUCAGGCAGCCGCCGCUGAAGCAGCCGCCAUGGUGGUCGAAGGAAAAACGUCAGAGACAGAGACAGAGACUUCCUCGGAAGCACCGCCGCGGCCGUCAGAGUCGUCCGAGGAGGAGAGGCUGGAGGAGAUCGUGGAGUUGCCUAACAUCGAAGAGGGGAGGUACGACGGAAGCGUGACGUCACGUGAUGAUCUGGCUUACUCUGAGCCGUUGGAUUGUUGGGUGUAUCCUCCGGUUAUGGAUUUUUACGAAGAAAUCUCAGAGUUUAAUUUCGUGGAGUUAUGGAGCUUUCCUCCUCAUACGGAACUGAUUAAUUAAUCACUAAUUACGUUAGUUAAUUAUAUUGCUGUCAUAGAUAAUAAUUAUACCAUUUGUUUUUUUCGUAUGGGAUAGGUCGAUACGUAGUACUUGGCUAAGUUGUAACAU
Messenger RNA from Camelina sativa (false flax), 540 nucleotides. NCBI's taxonomy places the organism in Eukaryota, Viridiplantae, Streptophyta, Magnoliopsida, Brassicales, Brassicaceae. The record is from RefSeq and is a predicted model, not a curated record.